CCAUCCAAUACCUUCUACACGUAAUAACUUCGGUUUUCCGACUGAAUAACUCACAUUCCAUGAUGACUGACUUGACCCGCAGACGCAAGAGGCCUGCUAUUUCUUGCACAUUGUGCCGGAAGCGAAAGCUACGCUGCAAUCGAGAAACGCCUUGCAGUAACUGUCUGAAGAGCAAGACUGGCUCUUGUGUCUACGAAACUGGAGUGCCGGAUAAAAGGCCUGCCACAGCACCUUUCACACCCAUCCAACCGUACAUCGGAAACCCGACAUCCAUGAGCUCACCUAACAUACCCUCAAGCUCAUCAGUUACAGCGCCCAAUACCGGCAAUGACCGGAGUCCUUUCGAACUUGAUGCCAUGAGAGCACGUAUCGCCGAGUUAGAAGACAAGUUAUCGCGAGCUGAAAGCAUUACUACCCUCUCGCCAUCGGCCUCGACUCCUGUGUCGACGCACACUGUACAGACUGUCAGCAGCUUUGCCUGUACAGUAAAUGUCCUCCAAGACACCCGGAUGCCUAGCGGUACAGCUAUCUCUCGAGGCAUUGCACACAAAAACCGAGUUUUCGGACAGAGCCAUUGGAUGAAUGGAUUCGUGAUAUUCCGUGAUAUCAUCGAGACAAUGGAGCCCUAUCUGCGAAGCGGAACAUCCAACGUAAUCACCAGUAUGCACCGAGCAAAGCCUUUAGCCCGGAUCAUCAAAUCACAACGCUCCCCAACCUGGCCUACGUCUCCAACAAGAGACCUUCCUCCGAAGCAUGUUUGCGAUGAUCUCGUCGCUGCCUAUCUUCGAAGUUUGGAGACUCUCUACCGCGUGCUGCAUGUCCCUAGCUUCCAACACGCUUACGAUAAUAUGUGGAAAGGCGAGUCAGACUCCAACAUGGCAUUUGUGAUGAUGUUAAAGUUGGUCUUGGCGAUUGGAGCCAUGAUGUACGACGAUAAAGUGUCCAUGCGAGCCAAUGCGGUGAGAUGGGUCUUCGAGGCCCAGACCUGGCUGUCAUCGCCCUUGUUCAAAUCGAAACUCGGUAUCCAAUAUCUACAGAUCAGCAUCCUCCUCCUGAUCGCACGAGAGCUUGUCGACGUUGGUUCUGAGCUUGUUUGGAUUUCAGCGGGCGCAGUGUAUCGAGCAGCGGUGUAUAUUGGUUUGCACAAGGACCCGUCGCAGCUCCCGAGUACGACGGCUCUUGAAACUGAGAUGCGCCGCCGGAUAUGGAAUACGAUCCUGGAGUUGUCACUUCAAAUGAGCAUGGGAUCGGGCGGUCCGCCGUUCAUCUCAUCGGACGACUUCAACACAGCGCCACCAAGCAAUCUGGACGAUGAGCAACUCUUGGACGCAGACCCUAUUGCAAGAGCAGAUCAUGUGUAUACGCAUACAUCCACUGCUAUAGCUCUGCGCAAGAGUCUUCCGGCUCGGCUUGCGGUACUCCGAUUUCUGAACGACAUCAACUCGAGCGGAACAUAUGAGGAGACGCUUCGAAUCGACUCAGAUCUAAGAGCUGCACAUAAGCUCUUGCGUCGCACCCUACAUGCAUACACCUCACAUACCAGCUCGUCCCCCUCGCAGUUUACUCUUCAAGCUGUAGAGUUUAUAAUGCAGCGCUACGUUACCUGCUUACAUCUUCCAUUCUUCGCUUCUGCACUCAAGAAUCCGGUCUAUGCCUAUUCGAGGAAAGCUACUGUCGACUCCUCGCUCAAGAUCUGGAGUAUGGCUUGUCCGAAUGCAGGCGUGAGCUCAUGUCGUCGGAGCGAGACCGACUUUGCUCGCAUGUGCAGGUGUACAGCGGGGUUCUUCCGAAUGUAUACCUUCCACGGGGCGACAUUUCUGGCUGCUGAAUUGCGAAUGCGGAUACAGGAAGACGAAGAUGAUCUUGACGCGCUGCCAUUAUCAUUGAAUAACAUUGUCGAUGACGCUGCCAAUUGGUACCUCCGCUGUAUGGAAGCCGGCGAAACUGGUAUGAAGGGCUACCUUCUUUUACGACUCGUCCGUGCUUGGAUUGACGCAGAGAGUCAUCAUGUAGACAAAUCAGAUUUGUCUGCAUUGCUGGCGGGAGCCGUAGAAGACGCUGCUCGUGUUUGUAUACCGAUUCUGGAAGCAUUGGCUGGUUGUGAGGAGCCGUGUCCUGGUACUGCCGCUAUGGAGGGCAGCGGUAUGGAAGAAUUCGAUUUCCAGUUCUCACCAGAGUUCACGGAGGAUUGGGACAUGCUCAUGUCGGGGACAUUCAGUCUGGACGACGCAGGGGUCUUCGACGCGUUCGUGUCGUGAUAAUACUAGUUCGCUGAGCCAUCGAGCACGAGCGUCGAUAUGCCGCAUCGCGCAGCCUGGAAAGGAGCAGUGGCUCUGAUCAAGUAGCUGACGUUUCGUACAAUGACAGCGGCUGUCACACAUCAGACAGGAGACGCCAAAGGAGGAGAUUUCUGGGUCUGUCGCUAAACCCUAAUGCAUGAAAUAUCCGUGCGCGGAUGACGAUGAUCC
This is a messenger RNA of Alternaria rosae, 2468 nucleotides long. RefSeq lists its product as uncharacterized. The transcript is spliced from 3 exons. Gene Ontology annotation, molecular function: DNA-binding transcription activator activity, RNA polymerase II-specific; RNA polymerase II cis-regulatory region sequence-specific DNA binding; zinc ion binding. Lineage: Eukaryota; Fungi; Ascomycota; Dothideomycetes; Pleosporales; Pleosporaceae. The coding region runs from base 60 to 2258 and encodes 732 amino acids. Gene Ontology annotation, cellular component: nucleus. The record is from RefSeq and is a predicted model, not a curated record. Gene Ontology annotation, biological process: regulation of transcription by RNA polymerase II; DNA-templated transcription.